UGGAGCCUCUGAUCUGAUCUCACAGGUUGAAAGGCUUUGGUGUGAGGGGGGAGGAGGGGGAAGGAGGGGGCUCUAUUGACUGGGGGGGUGUGUGAGCAGGAUCUCAGCCUCCUUUCCCACACUCUCGUUCCCAUUUAUUACACACUCUGUGAAGAGGGGGAGUGAAAGAGGAGGAGGAGGGGGAGUUAGGUGGGGGGACACACAAUAGAAGUGUGCCUUCCCAGAGGACUCUGGUUAAUGGUGUAUAAUUGACAGCUACGAGUUUCCCUCCAAAUCUGUGAGAGUCCCUGCAGCUCUGUCAGGGUCAGUGUUUUUGUUCAGUAAGAUGGAAAUAAAGAUUAAAUCAAAACUGAUUAUAUUUAUAAAAACGCUUUAGAACAACUUAAAAAGUUUGAAUCAUUGUAUUUUUUAUUGUAUUGUCUGUAAAGCAUGUAAAAUAGCAUUUAACAGCAGAACAUCCAGGUUAAAUGUUGUAUUUUAAAGUUAUAUGAUCAAAAAAGUUUUAUUAAAAUCCAAAAGUCAUCAGCAAAAAUCAUUCAUUAAUCUCUGUAAAAAUUAAAUUCAGUAAAUCUGCAGGUUUGUACUUAUUGCAGCUGAGAAACAAAAUCAUUUUUUCUGCCAAACUUGAGACACAAAGUGACCCUUUUAUUAAUUUACUUUUUCUAAAAAUAAAAUUGCAUUAAUUAUACAUAUAUGCAUACAUAAAAACUUUACCAUUGCACGCUUGGCAUUGAUUUUAGGGUGAUGUUUAGAGUUGGUUUCACUUUGAUUCAAACUGGAAAGAAAAAUUCAGAAACACUAAACGCCAAGUAUAAAACUUCAUUAUUUUAAACCUGCUGAUUUGAGAUGCAAUAAAUACAUGCAUCUAAUAACCUGAUUUUUUUUGUGUGUGUGUGAUUUGAUUUCAGCAAAAUAUAUUUCCUGUUUUCUAUUUCAGCAGCAGACGUAAAUGUACGUUAAAUACUGCUGCAAAGUGAGAGUUCAGGCUCAUGUGACCUUAUUUGUACUGGUAGGUAGAUUUGUUUUUCUGCAAGGUGAUAACAUUAAGUUUGAAACCCCAAAAACAAGAAAAGCAACAAAAAUAGUACAAUAAAAGAGCAGAUAAAGUGAGGUGCAGCCAGUGUUGAGCUCUUAUCUUUAUGUGUUUACUGUCCUCAUCAGGACCAAACAUCUGCAGCAGGAAGGUUCCCAGAUCAUAAAAAACACUCCUCUCAGUGUGUGUGUGUGUGUGUGUGUGUGUGUGUGUGUGUGUGUGUGUGUGUGUGUGUGUGUGUGUGUGUGCUGUGAGUGUGGGAAAGCCGCUGCAGCCUGGGCCUCCUGUCUUUGUCAUGUUAAUGUGUGUGCAUGUAUAAAUAGAGGAGGGGGCUCCUGGCUCUCCUCACAGCUCACUCUGUUCAAGCUCCACUGAAGCUCCUCUCUGCUCCUCCAUGGCUCCUUGCUCCUCCACACACUCCCAGCUCUCCUCCAAAGACAGACACAAAGUAAGUCCUCCUCUCUGACCUCCCUCCCUUUCUUCCUCUCUCCCUCCUCUCUCCUCUCCUCUUUUCUCUCUCCACCUUUGGCUGACCUGACCUCCUCCUCUCUCUCUCUCUCCUCCAGCUGAGGAAACCUCUGGUGGAGAAGCUGCGCAGAGAUCGCAUCAACAGCUGCAUCGAGCAGCUCAAGGUGCUGCUGGAGAAGGAGUUCCACAAACAGGAUCCCAACGCCAAGCUGGAGAAGGCCGACGUGCUGGAAAUGACCGUGUUGUUCCUCAAGCAGCAGCUGCAGCCUCAGAGCCCGCAGAGCCACGGCUACUCCCGCUGCUGGAAGGAGACGCUGCACUUCCUGUCCUCGGACCCCCUGAAGGAGCUGACGCUGCCACACCUCCACCUGCUGCACAGAGGAGGCCGGGACCCCGAGCCCACCCCGCGCUCCUCUUCCUCACCUCCUCAGCCUGCAGAGAAGCAGCCGUGCAGUCCCCACAGAGACGUGUGGAGGCCGUGGUAGGAACUGAGGAUGAUGAUGGAGGAUCUUCAUCAACAGACCGUGGGACUGCUGUCAUUUCCUUCAUGAUCAGGUCCUUUAUUUUGAAAGGACAGAGGAAGUGAGCUGGUGUUUCUUCAUGUUGAAGCUGCUCAGGUUGUGCUCUGUUGAUGCUCGCUGUAAACUUUGAGGACAACUUCAUGUUUUCUGAGUGAGACUGACCAUCACUCAUCAUGUCUGCUGCCUUUUACAAAGGCCCCGAGAGUGUGUGUGUGAGAGAGAGUGACUGUGUGUGAAUGACAAGAGUGUGUGCUCUGAUUUAACAAUAAUUCAGUGUGAAAAAAAAAAAAGUAUUUUCUUGUAGAAAAAACAGAUAUAUUCUUGUACUCUCUUAGGAGAAACUUCAAAAUAAACUUGUUUUACAAAUAGCUUAUCUACAUGUUUUCUGCGUUUUGUUUUGUGCUUUAUUUUGGUGGGUCAGAUUUAAAAAAAAAAUGCUCCUGACUGCAGUUGUAGCUGCUGUCAUAUUUCCUUUAAAAAAAAAAAAGGCCUCAAUAUGUACAGAUAUACCAUUCUACAUCUCUGAAAGUUGUCUGUCUAUGCUGCUAAAAGCUUUAAUUCAACAUGUUAAAACUAGAUGAAAUUAUGAGGAAUACCCUGAUAUUAUUACACACCGCACUGAGGUAUGUGCCGUGCUCUUCUCUGCACCCAUUUCCUGCUAUGGCUGGUCACAUCCCUGAUAAACAAACAUUUUAGCCUCAAUAAAAACUUUCGCUCUGUCACCUUUAGCUACUUUAUUAAAAAAUUGUGCAGCUCUGUGAACUUUAAAAGAUGCUCAUCUUUUAUAUAUCUGCAAGAACUUACAAAUAUUUGACUGAAUAUGUUUUGAAAAUGUUCUAUUUUAAGUUCAAGAUCAAAAACUUUUAUGUUCCUGCAUAUAUUUGCAUGUUUGAUUAAACAGAAAAGUCAAUCCUUCCAUUUAUAACCAUGUGACACAAAUAUAUGAGCAGACUCAAACCCCAGCAGAGGCUCAGAGCAGGGCUUAUCUGCCCGGUAACAGAUGAUGAUUUAUUUGUUAAACUCAGAGUCUCCCAUGAUUAUCCUGAUGUGGAUCGAUGGGCACGCUGUCACACGUGCAGCCUCCAUCAUGCCUCAUGGGUGGGGGGGUUAAUCAUGACCCCCCUUCGUCCAGCUCUGUGUCAGAUCUAGUUUCAUCAAACAGCUGCUUGGCGGCUGCAGGGCGUCUCCUCCUCUCUGUGGAGUCCUCCUCUCCUCCAGGUUCCCACACUCCUCCUCCUCUCUGCCCUUCAUCCCUGGGACAAAGGAAGUGUGCCGUGUUAAAUUACCCCCCCCCCCAUACACACACCCACACCCACACACACACACACACACACUGUGGUGGUGAGAAACCUCCUCAGCCAACUCCCCCCUCCUCCCCUCACUAAUCUUCCUCUGAAUCUGGAGGGAAAACUAAUCUGAAGAAGAGAGAUGAUUAUCUGAGGUCCAAUCAGCCACAGCUGUACCACCUUUACUCCACUCCACCUUAAACACAGAUAAUCUGCUCAAAUUUUCAAACUACUCAAACUUUUUUAAGAGUCAACAUGACCCCAGAUGUC
Molecule: messenger RNA, 3578 nt
Organism: Xyrichtys novacula (pearly razorfish)
Lineage: Eukaryota; Metazoa; Chordata; Actinopteri; Labriformes; Labridae
Source: the annotation of a GenBank genome assembly